AUGCCACUUUCGAUUCAAGUGGCUCAUCCUCCUCCAUUUUCUACUCCACCGCCUACGCAUUCUACUGUGCCUCUUAUGCAUACUGCACCCAUAUCUGGAUAUUUCACUAGAUUACUAUCCACACCUCCAUUUUCUUCAUUCCCACCCAUGUCCGAGCCAUCAUUUAUUAUUCCUCCUAGAUAUACACCCUAUAUGCAACUAGGUGAACCUAGUAACCCUCACCCAACACAUUUUCCUAUGCCUUCCAUGCAGCUGAGUGAACCUAGCAUGCGACAUUCUAUAAAUCAGUAUGAUAGACGACUUGCACUAUGGUUGUCAGAGCAUCCUGGAUUAUCUGGACCGUCAUCGGGAUAUCCUACUGAUCCUAGUGUGGGUUUUCGUACUUGGUAUGAUGUAUCUGGCAUAAAGAAGAAAAAUGGGAGAGUGUAUGGUGCUGGAGGGUACGCCAAAACUAUCAAACAGCGUGAUAGGUCUUUCAGAAUGAGACUUGCUGAUGGAGAAGGAACAUCAACUCCACCAAUAUUAACUGCUGAAAUAUUUGAAACUAUGAGAAACUUAGAAAAUACUGAGGCAACACAUAAAGUAACAGCAAGAAAUGCAGAAAUAGAAGAAAUGAAGAGAAAACAAAUAGAGAUGCAAGAAGAAAUGAGGAGAAGAGAAACAGAGUUGCAGAAAGAAAUGAGGAGGCAAACACUUGAGUAUCAAGAAGCUAUGCGGAUUACAAAUGAGCGGGCACAAAGAAUUGAUCAAUUUUUUGCUUCACAAAAUUCUGGUGGUGGAUAUGGAGGAGUCAGUGGAUAUGAAGGAGUUGUUGAAGAGGAAGAGAUAGAGAAAGAGGAAGAGGAUGUUUGA
Messenger RNA from Vicia faba (fava bean), 852 nucleotides. The record is from the annotation of a GenBank genome assembly. NCBI's taxonomy places the organism in Eukaryota, Viridiplantae, Streptophyta, Magnoliopsida, Fabales, Fabaceae.